AACUAGAGGUCGACCGAUUCAUCGGAUUUGCCGAUGAAUCGGCGCCGAUAACGAUAACAAUAACAAUCGUUCAUCGGCAAAAAUUCUGACCGAUAGUUUUUUACGGUUGUGUUUGUUGCAUAAGCAACACAGAAGACAGUGGGGAAGCUCUGAUACUGCUCUGCAUUAUAAAGUGGUAGAUCGCCCUCUACUGGUGAAAACUAAACCUUUAAUGCCUCGUGGUGGUUGUUUGGACAUGUGACGUGAACCUACACACCGCAGGGAUCCAGUGAUUUGCCGAACAGAGGAUACAUCGCAGGUGGAUGAAAGAAUAAAACCAAGUGAAAAGAUGGCAAAGGCUUUGAGGAAAGUACCAGUGUGGGAGUAUUUUGUUGAAGUGUCACCAGGAAAGGCACAGUGUAAUAUCUGUGACAAAAUAAUCAGCAUGGGCUCAGCUACAUCUUCAGGUAAAAAUACCACCAACCUGUGGAGUCACCUUAAGCAUGUCCAUCCAGAAGCCAGUGAAGAAGCUAAAAAGAAAAAAGACACAAAAGACCCUUCUCAACCCUCAGUAUCCCAACUUUUUGACAAAAAAACAGAAUGGAAGAAUACAGAUCCAAGGUCUGUCAGGAUUGAUGCAGCUGUCACAGAAAUGAUUGCUGUUGACAACCAACCAUUUUCAGUGGUGUCAGACAUCGGAUUUAAAAGGCUUGUGACCCUUAUGGAACCAAGGUACAGGAUUAAAGAUGAAAAAUUCUACAGAACAAAAAUGCUGGAUGAAACGUAUUCCAGAGUUUUGACCAAAGUAAAAAGUCUAGUGAAACAGGACAAAGCCCCUUUCAUGGCCUUUACAACUGAUUGCUGGUCUGGUACCACCGAAUCCCUGAUGAGCCUAACUGGCCAUUUCAUUUCUGAAGACUGGUCCAGAAUGCAAGUGAUGCUCAAUGUCAAGCCAAUGACUGGAUCACACACAGGCAGUUAUAUCCAAGAAACAUUCCUCAAAAUGUUAGAAGAUUGGGAUAUUGCACCAGAGCGUGUAGUUCUUGUCCUAAGAGAUGGAGGAGCAAACAUGGUAAAAGGAAUGACUCUAGCUGAACUACCUCAUGUAAGCUGCACUGCUCACACCCUUCAGCUCAUUAUCAAUGAUGGUCUAUCUAGUCAGAGAGCUGUCCUGGAUAUUAUUGGUAUUUUGAAAAACUGUGCAACUCACUUUGGGCACUCUGUACUGGCCAAACAGAGGCUAAAGACCAUUCAGGAGGAGCUGGGCCUUCCAGUGCACACCAUCAUCCAGGCAGUUCAAACUCGGUGGAACUCAACACUUCACAUGCUGCAGAGAAUGUACGAACAGAGACGGGCACUGAACGUUUAUGCUGGUGAACACGGCCAUAUCUCCUGCUUAUCUGCUUCACAGUGGGACAUUGUCUGUAACUUGAUUGACACGCUGACUCCUUUAGAAGAGAUCACAUUGGAGAUGAGCCAUUCUGAGUCAUCAGCAGCAUGCAUUAUCCCCAGUGUAUCUGUUUUAAAGCUGAUGCUGCAAGCAGAGGGUCCAUACACGGGGGGGAUUAAAACAUUACGCAAGACAAUGCUAGACAGCCUGUCAAAGCGAUUCUCUAAGGCAGAGGAAACAAAAUGUUUGGUCCUAGCAACUCUCCUUGAUCCUCGAUACAAGGGCCAUGCCUUUGCCUCAGAAAUAACACUGCAAAAUGCAAAACUGUGGCUACAGCAGGAAGCUGAAGAGCAUGGUGCACCCAGAGAAGAACGUCCGAGCUCUACUGCAGAAACACCUGAAGGGGAUGAGGGUUCAGAAUCAGAUCCUGAGGCAAAGAAGCAGAAAAUGCAUCAGUCCACCUUACUGGACACACUGUAUGCCAAGGUCCUUGGAGCCACAGCUAUUUCUAAGGGGCUGUACAGCUUUGAAAGUGAGCUUGAAUGCUAUUUGUUGGAGCCUGUCAUUGAACGUGGUGACAAUCCUCUGCAGUGGUGGCAGAAAAAUGAAGUGCGGUUUAAAACACUUGCACCAAUGGCCAAGAAAUUCCUGUGCCCCCCACCAUCCACUGUGCCAAGUGAAAGAGUGUUCAGUGAGGUGGGCAUAAUUUAUGACUCCAGGAGAAGCCGACUGACUGGACAUCAUGCUCAGCAACUGUGCUUUUUGCACUAUAAUUUAAAAAGUCUGAAGUUUGAGUAUUAAAACGCACAUGCCAAAACAAACUUUUCCUAGACUUUUUGACAUUUUAUUUUAUAUCUGUUUGAUGUUCUUUGAAUAAGUGAUCUUUGUGAACUUUAGUUCAGUCUUGUUAUUCUUAUUUUAAGUUUUAUAUUUAAUAUAUAAAUAUAUUUUAUUUAAAAAUUUAUACCAGGCAUUUUCAGCCAAUGCUGUAUUUAUUUUGUAACUUUUUUUACAAUAGUUAAUGUUAUACUGUUUACAUAUUUUGAAUCUGUUUUUAUUGUUCUUUAGUGUGUUACUUGGGUUUAGUAUUAUUUUAAUUGGCCUACUUUAUUUGUUGGUUUUGUAAUAAAGUAUGUUUAAUUUCAGUGAAUGAGUGUUGUGUUUUGAAUUCAGUAAAUGGUCAAAAACUAUCGGUUAAUUUAUCGGUUAUCGGCAGUUAGGUCCCACUUAAGCUAUCGUUAUCGGCAAAAUCCAAUAUCGGUCGACCUCUAAUUUA
Misgurnus anguillicaudatus (oriental weatherfish) is the source of this 2645-nucleotide messenger RNA. NCBI's taxonomy places the organism in Eukaryota, Metazoa, Chordata, Actinopteri, Cypriniformes, Cobitidae. The record is from RefSeq and is a predicted model, not a curated record.